GUUUGCAAACAUGCGGCAGGGAAUCCACCCAUGGAAUGGAGGUAGGAAACAAGAUAACCGAACGAUUCUCUUUCGACUCGACAGAAACUUCUGUUUACCAUCCAAACCAGUAACAGCUGAUAAAUACCAAAAUGGCUACAGGACCUGCAGUAAGUUCAGCACUAGAGACGAUCAGCAGAUAUCAUCUUGAGUGCAGCAUAUGUCAAGAGAGAUAUCAACAGCCCAAGAUACUGGAAUGCCUACAUAGCUUUUGUGCGCAAUGUCUGCUGAAAUACUGCAGCACGAAGCACGAGGGAUCUACAGCAAUUCCUUGCCCUGUGUGUCGACAGGAGACAAAUCUUCCUCAGGCGGGGGUGCAGGGUCUGAAAACCAAUUUUCACCUGAUUGGUCUGGUUGAGGAGUUUGACCUGCAGGAAAGGUUGAUGUGUUCGGGUGACAAGAAGCUGCUAUGUGAGAUAUGUGAUGAAGGAAGUGAGGCGAUGGAUCACUGCAUGAACUGCUCCAGAAAUAUCUGCUCCAAAUGUAAACAAGUUCACAUGCAGUUUGCUGAAUUAUCAGUUCAUGUUAUAAGUAGCUUGGAUGACAUUCGUGGGGGGAAAACAUCAACAUAUCAAAUCAAAUCAAAGCAUCCACAACAUUCAAAAUGUCAAAUCCAUGAGGGCGAAGUGACAAGGUUCUUCUGCAAAACGUGUGAAGUGAUGAUCUGCCGAGAUUGCACUGUCAUUGACCACUGCAAGCCAGAACACUCGUACAUUGACAGAAAUCUGGCCACAUCAACGUACAAAAAAUCAUUAGCUGAAUUGCUUUCUCCACUUGAAAACUCAAUGAUCGAACUCCAGGAGUCACGAGAGAAAGGCUCAAGAAUGAAAGAAGAUUUGGGUGUCACAGUUAAGAGGGUCAUGACAGAAGUGCAAGACAGAGCAGCUGAGAUACGAGCAGAAGUAACGGCUCAAGAAAAUCGCAUCCUUGACGACAUCAAAAACAUCCAAACAGAUCGUGAGCAAAAACUGGACGAAUCUGAAAAAACUAUGGGUUUGACAGCGGAGAGAUUUCAGUAUUCAGUAGACACAGCAAGGGAGGUGGCAAGGACUGCAUCAGAUAGUGACUUUCUCUCACUCUAUCCCACAAUCACCAAAGACUUGAAAUUGUUGGCAGAUCAGAGUGUGCCUAAAGUUGACACCAGGCUUGCAUUUCUGAAAUUCAAGCAGAGUGAGGGCGUAAGUGCCAUCAAUCUGGGUGAUCUGGUGGUUGAAGACAAAUGGAAGCUGUGUCGUGAGUUUGGUAGAAAGGGAAGCGGUCCAGGAAAGUUCGAUAUGGCUCGGGGCGUUGCUGCUAGCCAACCUGAUGAAAUUGCAGUGGCUGACUACUGCAACAAACGAGUCGUUAUCUGCACCAUCGAUGGCAACCAGAAAAGCACGAUCCCUUUGCAAGGAUUUCCACGCAGCAUAGCAGCUACACACAUUGACAAUCGUUUGGUUGUUGUUGAGGAAGGCGCAUCCCAUGUGAAGGUGUUCAAGAGCGACAACACGCUGGCAUACGAGUUCCCAACGGUGCCGCCGAGUGAGGUUGGUAAGACAGCAGUUGACCUCAAGAGCGUAGCUGUCAAGAAUGAUGGUACCAUUGCAGUGGGAGAUGUAGCGAGGAUGGUUUUGACAGUGCACAGCCCCACUGAUGGUGAGCUCCUUCAUACCAUACCAGUCAAGAUUAGACCUUACUCUCUGGCUUUUGACAGCAAUGCUCAAGUGAUAAUAAGUGAUUAUACAUCACAUACAGUGGAUAUUGCUGGUGAUAAUGGUACUUCAAAAUGCACCAUCAAACCCACCAUCAAUGGGCAACCUGUAAAACAAUGCAACGGUGUAUGUACUGAUAGCACAGGUAUCUAUGUUGCAAUGCAUAAAGGUGAUAACACGGGUCAUAUCCACCACUAUGACCCUCAAGGUGGCUUUCUCAAGUGCAUCGCACGUGGUCUGCACUACCCAAAGGGUAUUACAUUUACAUCUGAUGGGCAGCUGGCAGUGGCCGACUACUACAGAGUAAAGAUGUAUCACCAGGUGUGAUACGACAUUGUAAUCAGUAAUGUCAGUUUCUAAGCAUGGGUGAAAUGUCGAUAGAAAAAUGAGAGAAUGGUUCUAAUUGACACAAAAAAAUAAGCACGUUGAUACAAAACGCAAUACAAAAGCCUAAUUAUACAGUAAAUGUGUGUUGCCUGUAAUAUUUUGACUUUCUGAUCAGUUCUUUCUGAUGAGGCCUCGAAAUCCUCCAAUUGGCCCCAUGGAAAAAUAGCAGAUAGCCUCAGCCCUGCAAAUU
Patiria miniata (bat star) is the source of this 2307-nucleotide messenger RNA. RefSeq names its product E3 ubiquitin-protein ligase TRIM56-like. Gene Ontology annotation, molecular function: ubiquitin-protein transferase activity; zinc ion binding; protein binding. The record is from RefSeq and is a predicted model, not a curated record. Gene Ontology annotation, cellular component: nucleoplasm; chromatin. The transcript is spliced from 3 exons. Gene Ontology annotation, biological process: positive regulation of DNA-templated transcription. The coding region runs from base 132 to 2057 and encodes 641 amino acids. NCBI's taxonomy places the organism in Eukaryota, Metazoa, Echinodermata, Asteroidea, Valvatida, Asterinidae.